Molecule: messenger RNA, 954 nt
Organism: Carassius carassius (crucian carp)
Lineage: Eukaryota; Metazoa; Chordata; Actinopteri; Cypriniformes; Cyprinidae
Product: peroxiredoxin-6-like
Exons: 5
Coding region: 70-738 (222 amino acids)
Biological process (GO): cellular oxidant detoxification; cell redox homeostasis
Cellular component (GO): mitochondrion; cytosol
Molecular function (GO): peroxiredoxin activity
Source: RefSeq, a predicted model, not a curated record
CUGGUUUAAAACCCUCCAUUAAAGGGUUACACGUGUGCAGCUUCAAGAGCAGUCUGAAGGAAAACAGUCAUGCCUGGAAUUCUGUUGGGAGACGUGUUCCCUAACUUUGAAGCAGAGACUACUAUCGGCACAAUAAAAUUUCACGAAUUCUUGGGAAACUCAUGGGGUAUCUUGUUCUCACACCCACGUGAUUUCACUCCAGUGUGUACGACUGAACUUGCCCGCGCUGCGAAGCUUCACGAUGAGUUUAAGAAACGUGAUGUGAAGAUGAUCGCGUUGUCCAUUGACAGCGUGGAAGACCACCGCAAAUGGAGUGAGGACAUUAUGUCAUUUAAUAAAGACAAAACCUGCUGUCCCGUGCCGUUCCCCAUCAUAGCAGAUGACAAGAGGGAGUUAUCCGUAUUACUGGGGAUGCUGGACCCUGAUGAGAGGGAUAAAGACGGGAUGCCCCUCACUGCUCGCUGUGUGUUUGUCGUUGGCCCUGAUAAAAGGCUGAAGCUGUCCAUUCUCUAUCCAGCCACUACCGGGCGCAAUUUUGAUGAGAUUCUCCGUGUCAUAGACUCUCUGCAGCUGACGGCAACAAAGAAGGUGGCCACACCUGUAGACUGGCAGCCUGGUCAAGAAGUCAUGGUCAUCCCUUCUCUGUCAGAUGAAGAGGCCAACAAACUUUUCCCAGCAGGUUUUACCCUCAAAGAGGUGCCUUCUGGGAAAAAAUACAUACGCUACACUAAACCGUAACUAAUAUAUUGGGGCGAUACUGUAGAAAUGGCACUUAACUGACACUCGAUGUGGUGUAUUCUCUCACUUUGAAUCACCUGCUACUAUCCAGAGGGAGACAUCAUCAGAGUUUAGCAUCAAAAGGUCAUUACAUUCAAUAAAAUGAUUGUGCUUUAAUAUCAAUAAAACUAUGGUCCUUUUGUAAUAAAAAAAAAAAGUAUGAUGUUUUGAGAUGUA